Molecule: messenger RNA, 2193 nt
Organism: Theileria orientalis strain Shintoku
Lineage: Eukaryota; Apicomplexa; Aconoidasida; Piroplasmida; Theileriidae
Product: glutamyl-tRNA synthetase
Exons: 8
Coding region: 1-2193 (730 amino acids)
Biological process (GO): translation; glutamyl-tRNA aminoacylation
Cellular component (GO): cytoplasm; cytosol; methionyl glutamyl tRNA synthetase complex
Molecular function (GO): ATP binding; glutamate-tRNA ligase activity
Source: RefSeq, a predicted model, not a curated record
AUGAAAGCAAGUAAUCCAUGUUCACUUGUUGUUAAUUAUUCUGUACAGAAUCCACCUUAUGGCGCUGUAAUACUGUCCUGUAUAUCAAAAUAUUUACAAAAAUCGGAAUCGAGCCCCGUUGAAUUUAAUUUAGAUAAUAAAUUGCAAAACAAUGAGUUUUCUCUGAAUGGUAAUAAUUUAAACGAGGUUGAAUUGGCCAAGAAACUAACAACCUUGCUUCCCUACUGUGAUAAAUUGUUAGACGUUCCAGAAUACUCUGAAUUAGAUUAUUGGCUUAAGGUGUUACUGUUGGAAAGAGAAAAGCAUCUUGAAACUAAGAAGGCGUUUUUUGAAAAUGUGGAAUACUUUGAACAAAUGAACAAUCACCUGGCACACAGAACGUAUUUGAUCGGUUAUAGACUCUCGCUGUCAGAUGUCGUACAUUUUAGCUUCCUAAGAAGCAAUUGCAACGUGAAUUCACUUAAGAAUAAGUACCCACACCUAGUAAGAUGGUACAAUUUUAUUUCGAACGUGCCAGUAGGAACGUACGAAUGCCUGAAAAAAUACGACGCACCUGCAAGAGUACAAUACAAGAAGCCGUUUACAAAGCAGGAGCAGCAAGACAACUCCUACAAAGGAGUGCUGAAGGGAGCGGAGGAAGGAUGUGUAGUGACGAGGUUCCCGCCGGAGCCCUCAGGAUACCUGCACAUAGGCCACGCGAAGGCAGCAAUGCUGAACUAUUACUUCGCACAGAAGUAUAAAGGAAGGAUGCUAGUGAGAUUCGACGACACGAACCCGAGUAAGGAGAAGGACGAGUACGUGGACUCGAUCAUGGAGGACCUGAAGAGCCUUAACAUCAAGUACGACGAGCUGAGUUACACGUCAGACUAUUUUGACGUGUUCCAGGAGUACGCAGUGAAGCUGAUAAAAAAAGGAGUCGUCUACUGCGAUGACACGGAUGUGGAGACGAUGAGGAAGCAAAGAGGAGAAGGAAUAGAGUCAGAAGCAAGAAAUAACACAAUAGAAAAAAAUUUGGAGUUAUUUGAAGAGAUGAUCAAGGGAACACCAGUGGGAGUGAAAAAUUGCGUUAGAGCAAAGAUGGACAUGAAAAAUAAAAACAAGUGCCUGAGAGACCCAGUGUUCUACAGAUGUGUGACGAACGUGCCUCACCACAGAACAGGAGAUAAGUACAAAGCAUAUCCAACCUACGAGUUCGCAUGUCCAAUAGUGGACUCACUGCAAGGAGUGACGCACUCGCUGAGAACGAACGAGUAUUCAGAUAGAAUACCACUCUACUACUGGGUGCUGGAAAUGUGUGAAUUGAAGCACGUGGAAAUAUACGAGUUCAGCAGAAUGAACUUCAUAAGGACGACGCUGUCAAAAAGGAAGCUGAGGUGGUUCGUGGAAAACAAGUACGUCAAUGGAUGGGAUGACCCAAGAAUGCCAACAGUCAAAGGAAUACUGAGAAGAGGGCUGAAAGUACAGUCGCUGUUCGAGUUCAUACUGGACCAGGGACCGUCGAAGUCAGUGAACCUGAUGGAGUGGGAUAAGCUGUGGGCAAAAAAUAAACAAAUAAUAGACCCAGUGGCGCCUAGGUACGUAGCAGUGGCCUCGAACUGCGUAGUAAUGACAGUGAAGAAUUACGAGGAGCCGGAGCAGAAGAAGAGACCGUUACACCCGAAAAACGCAGACCUGGGAGAAACAGACCUGGCAUUCGGAGAUAAAGUGAUUGUGGAAAAGGAAGACUUUGACCUGAUAGAGGAGAACGAAGAAGUAACGCUGAUGAAAUGGGGAAACGCGUACGUAAAUAAGGAAAAAAGGGAGCUCACACUUAACCUUAAGGGAGACUUUAAGCUGACGAAGAAGAAGAUACACUGGUUGCCAGUGUCAGAAACACUUGUGGAGUGUGAGUUGGUGGAGUACGGACACCUGUUGAAGGUGGACAAGGUAGACGCUGAGCUGCUGGUGGACGACGACAGCAUGAAGGAGUUCCUGGAGCCAGUAACAGAGUGGGUGACGAAAGCAGUGGGCGAAAUAGGACUGGCGAACCUAGAAAAGGGUAAAGGAAGUCUACAAAAUCAAAUGUGUACAGGAACGGUGCUGCAGCUGGAGAGGAAGAGCUACUACAUAGUGGACGAGACGACGCAGUCGGGAAAGUUGGUCCUAGUGCAAAUACCGGACGGUAAGGUGGCAAAGACGAAACAGAAGAAGUGA